This is a messenger RNA of Gastrolobium bilobum, 1159 nucleotides long. Its product is annotated as WD repeat-containing protein VIP3. The coding region runs from base 89 to 1051 and encodes 320 amino acids. Gene Ontology annotation, cellular component: Cdc73/Paf1 complex. The record is from RefSeq and is a predicted model, not a curated record. Gene Ontology annotation, molecular function: protein binding. The transcript is spliced from 2 exons. Lineage: Eukaryota; Viridiplantae; Streptophyta; Magnoliopsida; Fabales; Fabaceae.
AAAAGGAGAAAGGCCCAAGUCAGCGUUCAAAACCUCUGGUUGAAGUUGGGGAAACAGCAGUGACGAGAGAAGGCACUUUGUAAUUACAAUGAAACUUGCAGGAAUCAAAUCCGUUGAGGCGCACGACGAUUCGGUGUGGGCUGUGACAUGGGUUCCCGCAACCGCUACCCGAUCUGCACUCCUCCUUACUGGUUCCCUCGACGAGACCGUUAGGCUGUGGAGGUCCGACGAACUUGUUUUGGAGAGCACCAACACCGGCCACUGCCUCGGCGUCGCUUCCGUCGCCGCUCACCCCCUCGGUUCAAUUGCAGCUUCCUCUUCCCUCGAUAGCUUUGUUCGGGUCUUCGACGUCGAUUCCAAUGCCACCGUCGCCACCCUCGAGGCCCCACCCUCUGAAGUCUGGCAAAUGCGUUUCGAUCCUAAGGGUGCCAUUCUAGCAGUUGCUGGCGGAGGUAGUGCAUCAGUCAAGCUUUGGGACACUACCACAUGGGAUCUUAUUGAAACUCUAUCAAUUCCUCGUCCAGAAGGACCCAAACCUACAGACAAAAGUAGCAGCAAGAAAUUUGUCCUGUCAGUUGCAUGGAGCCCUGAUGGGAAACGACUUGCUUGUGGCUCAAUGGAUGGCACCAUUUCUGUUUUUGAUGUACCACGUGCCAGAUUUUUACAUCACCUUGAAGGCCACUGCAUGCCUGUGCGAUCUCUUGUUUAUUCUCCUUAUGAUCCAAGACUACUGUUUUCAGCUUCAGACGAUGGUAAUGUCCACAUGUAUGAUGCUGACGGGAAGGCUUUAGUUGGGACCAUGUCAGGUCAUGCUAGUUGGGUAUUAUGUGUGGAUGUGAGCCCUGAUGGGGCGGCCAUUGCCACUGGUUCAAGUGAUAGAACUGUAAGGCUGUGGGAUCUUAACAUGAGGGCGUCUGUGCAGACUAUGAGCAACCAUACAGACCAGGUAUGGGGAGUGGCAUUUAGACCACCCGGAGGUAAUGAUGUGCGAAGUGGACGGCUUGCUAGUGUAUCGGAUGAUAAGAGCAUAUCACUGUAUGAUUAUUCCUGAUUUAGAUAUUGCAAGGAAUGAGGACACGCUGUAUUUGUACUUUUUUUGGAAUGUUAUUAAUUUGUCAAUGCUUUCUCUGCAAAUUGAGUUGAAGAAAAUGUUUGGUUG